Chlorocebus sabaeus (green monkey) is the source of this 7504-nucleotide messenger RNA. NCBI's taxonomy places the organism in Eukaryota, Metazoa, Chordata, Mammalia, Primates, Cercopithecidae. The record is from RefSeq and is a predicted model, not a curated record.
AUGGAUAAAGUAAGCACUCAAAUAUUUUCUCAAUAAAUGAGUAGAUGAUUUUGUUUUAUGUAUACAUAUAAACAUAUGGAUAGUUGCAAACACACAGGUAUCUCACUUACUCAGAAGUUUUCCUCAGCUAUUUAUAACAGCAAAUACAAAGACCAAGCCAUUUAAAUGCUCUGAGAAGCAAAAUAGAUGCCAUCAAUCCAAAUCCUGAAGCUUUUUUACCCGAAAAGGAGGUUGAGCAAGUGAAGGUAACUCCAAAUUCAGCAUCUGCUCAUACUAUUUCAAAAAUGCAUCUUUAGAUAUGUUAAAUCAUAUUUGCUUUUACAUUACUUUAGCAACCUUGGUUACAUAAUUUAUCAGCCCAGCACAGAUUAGAAUCAACAAAUUAGGCAGAGCAUGGUGACAGCCUGACAGAUCCAAGGCACAUUAUCAGAAGCAAAAAUGAGAACGGAAGGCUCACAUUGAUGGAGAAGGAAAAACAAGCAGAAAGGCUUAAAUAAGCUUCGUCUAGGGUCAUUUAAUGCAGGAGAAAAGGCUCUACUGUGCCCUGAUAGGCCUACUGUAUUACAGGUAAAAAAUGAAAGAGCUUAUGUUUAUUAUAAUCAUAUUGAGUAAUUAUCAAAAGUUAUACUAAAACAUACUGUUCCUUUCAUUCAUUUCCAUGUAACUGACAUUUAUUCUUAGAAACAACUUAUAAUGUAUAUGCUUGAUUACCUGUAUAUAGAAAGGUCUGGGGCAUAGUGGGCAUUUAGGAAAUUAAUUGAAUGAGGAGACACUCCUAUCUUCUGAUGUGUUCUCAGCAUCCUUGAUACCACUACACAUAGGAAUAUGUUGUAUUUAUUAAGUCUUCCAUUACAAAGUCUUACCCUGCUUCAUUCCAUUCUUUAAAAUCUCUCUAAAAUUAUUGUUCUAAUUGUUGCUUGAUCCAUUUUAAUGCAUAAUCAUAAGCUGCCUUAUAUUGUUGUUUGAUCAUUUAAAUGUUUCACUUCUGCCUUGUUUGUCUUCUCAGUUGGACAUUCUGAACUCCUAAGAACAGGUACUGCUCCCCCUAGGACCCUUCUGUCUUUCAUCUCACCUAGCAUAUAGCCAAAGCACAAAGUAGUUAUUUCAACAAAUACGUUCACUGAAUUUAAAAAUACGAAGAUUAAAUAUUACCAAUGUGGUAAGUGAAACUUAAGGCCAAAACUGUUUUCCAAUAAAUAAGAUUACAUACAGUGCCUUAAUAUACCACAGUACGUGGCUUGUUCUCAUAGCAGCAGAUUGCAAACUCAGCCUGUCUACAUUUCCGGGCAAUCUGACAACGAUUUAUUUACUAUUUAUUGCUAAUGAUGAUUACUCUGAAGAUUAGAAAGUGGUUUUUAGUAUCCAGUGGAUACAAAUGCCAGGAGCGUUUCAUCUUUUAUCAGUGUGAAAUUGAACUGUAUAUAUAUUUGGUGAAUGGAAGUCUGAAAGUAUGUCUAAUUGUUGGGGAUCUUUAUAUAAAUGCAAAGGAAAGAUUUGUGCUUCUAGUGAAACAAUCACCUUCUGCGUCACACAGCUAUUCACAAUCUGACUGCAGAUCCAGAUUGUGACUAAUAUUUGGCUCUAAUAUUAUAGGUGGUUACCGUGGAGAGAAUCAGUAAGAGCAUAAUUGUCAUUUCCUUGGAAAAAUUUAAUCCACAGAUGGAUCCCAACACCCAAUUGCAUUCAUGUCCAAGACUAAUGGGGAUUUUUGCUAAAUAAGGCCUGAUUCAGCCAAAAAAGAUAGACUCUGAAUACAGAAAUCUGUAUCACACAUCACUUCAAAAGAUGUAUUAACUCAAACACUGAAAGCAUUGGCAGACAGAAUUUUCCUAAUAGGGACAUGAUGAAAAGUCAUUUAUUAAUUAAAAUACAUUUAUAUUUUCUUUUUUUAAAAUGAAGCAAUGGGGGUAUUCUAUGCUACCAUGCAUUUACAAAAUUUCAUUUGCAAAAUUUCAUCCUUCAUACUUCCUUAUUUAGCUAAUUAAGGUAAUGAUUCUACUUAGAUUGGAAAGUUCUAAUUAAAAUCAUUAAUUUUUCCCGAACCUUCUCCUUCAAGAAAUAAGCUUUGCUGCACAUCCUUCAGUCUUUGGGAGGAGAGAAUGUUGGGGGAAUGAUGCUGAUAAUUAAUGAGAGAGAGCAGGAUACAUUUAUUAUGACCUUCCUCCCCCUGCCCAGCUAAAUUUAUACAGCCAACCAUAACCUAAUAACUCUGUGUUCCUUUCUUUAAAGAUUUUCUUAUCAUAUGAAACUAUUUUGGCCUGUGGUGUAUUCAUCCUAAUUAGAGUAGAAUACUAAAGCAAAACCAUUUCAAUCCAAGUUGCAUAAAAAUGGCAUCCCUUUCCGAGUGACUGGUUUUCAAAAAGAGCUCAUUACCUGGAACAACAACAACAAAAGUGUUGCCUCUCUGAAUUCACAUGGUUUGGAAAAUUCUUAGCCACCAACAGAUGCACCAACUGAAUCAUAAUAAAGAAGAGAAAAUCUAUAAGUGAUUAAUUUCCUUUUUCUAUUUAGGCUUAACAUGUUUUAAAGGAUAAUUAAAGUUUUAGCCUGUUUCUUAGAAGUCCAGGAGGAAGCAUAUUUCAGAAGCUUAUUGAACUGAGCGGUGAACUCAUUCAUUAUCCUUUGGUUAAUAUAGAGUUAUCUUGUCUAACCUCAGGUUCUUUUAUACAGCCUAGGUUCUUAGACAUCCAUCUAUUUUACAGUGUUAAUUCAAGCUGUUUAUAAAUAACACAUGACAAUAGAUGUUAAAGACCUCCCUUGGGGCAGGUAUUAUUCCCACGUUCAUGGCAACAGAGUUGGUAACAGGACUUGGUGAACAGUAUAAUCUCAACAAAUUAACUGGAACCACAUCGCCAUUUGGCUAUCAGAGCAGCUACACUGAAUGAAUCAUCUCUUGCACACCCUUUUAAUUUAAGUACCUUGUUCAGUGCGAAGAAAAAAGGCACACUUGGUGAGGCAGGAUUAAGUGCGUAUCUGCAAAACCUAAGCAACCAUAUUUCACCAGCACCUCCUAGGGGCCACGUGUGGAUAUGAGGAUGGGAGGUGGGGACUCGCACAGAACCUUUCCUUGAAUUGUCAGUUUCACCUCUCCUACACACAAAAAUCUAUCCCGACUGCGCCGUCCACAAUACCAGCUAGUUUGCUGAAUUCGUUUAGCGACUCAAGGAGGCCUUUCGAAGUUUAAAUAAAACUGCACAAAAGACACAUUUGAUCGCUCGAGGAAAUAAACAUUUUAAAAACUCAGUGGAAGGAGACUCCUAAAAUAUAUCCUGUCCUUUAGAAGCAAAGCUUCGUUAGGACACCGAAGUACUCAGAAAUAAUAGGCACUUACUCUUCGGUUUACACACACACACGGAUUAGUUUAUAAAGUUCCAGGAUCCAGACCCGGGUAACACAAGUUGCUUUUUAGGGGUCUGCGCGAUCUCGCCUGGCUGCUGGGAAUGAGGGCUGGGAGGCGCUGAAGCGAGGGCAGAUCUGAGUGUCUGUAGGAGUUGCUAUUCCAAAAAAAUCAUUACUCUCUAAUUGUUCUGAUUUUAGAUCAGCAAAGCGUGCCGGGCGGCGGCGGAGAGAUUGAGGGCGGACAAGGCGAGAGGGAACGAGCCGUCCACCCUUCAGAGAAGCCUAGGCUCCUUGACAUGUUCUCUGGAUGUCAGCUGAGUUAUUAAAGUAACUCUGCAUGUCAGCAGACAGACCUUGGUAGAACCCCGAGGCUCCCAGAGACACCCAUCUCUCCUCAUUUUUUGUGUGUGUGUGUCUUCACCGAACAUUCAAAACUGUUUCUCCAAAGCGUUUUGCAAAAACUCAGACUGUUUUCCAAAGCAGAAGCACUGGAGUCGCCAGCAGAAGCGAUGGGCAGUGUGCGAACCAACCGCUACAGCAUUGUCUCUUCAGAAGAAGACGGUAUGAAGUUGGCCACCAUGGCAGUUGCAAAUGGCUUUGGGAACGGGAAGAGUAAAGUCCACACCCGACAACAGUGCAGGAGCCGCUUUGUGAAGAAAGAUGGUCACUGUAACGUUCAGUUCAUCAACGUGGGUGAGAAGGGGCAACGGUACCUCGCAGACAUCUUCACCACGUGUGUGGACAUUCGCUGGCGGUGGAUGCUGGUUAUCUUCUGCCUGGCUUUCGUCCUGUCAUGGCUGUUUUUUGGCUGUGUGUUUUGGUUGAUAGCUCUGCUCCAUGGGGACCUGGAUGCAUCCAAAGAGGGCAAAGCUUGUGUGUCUGAGGUCAACAGCUUCACGGCCGCCUUCCUCUUCUCCAUUGAGACCCAGACAACCAUAGGCUAUGGUUUCAGGUGUGUCACGGAUGAAUGCCCAAUUGCUGUUUUCAUGGUGGUGUUCCAGUCAAUCGUGGGCUGCAUCAUUGAUGCUUUCAUCAUUGGUGCAGUCAUGGCCAAGAUGGCAAAGCCAAAGAAGAGAAACGAGACUCUCGUCUUCAGUCACAAUGCUGUGAUUGCCAUGAGAGAUGGCAAGCUGUGUUUGAUGUGGCGAGUGGGCAAUCUUCGGAAAAGCCACUUGGUGGAAGCUCAUGUCCGAGCACAGCUCCUCAAAUCCAGAAUCACUUCUGAAGGGGAGUAUAUCCCUCUGGAUCAAAUAGACAUCAAUGUUGGGUUUGACAGUGGAAUCGAUCGUAUAUUUCUGGUGUCCCCAAUCACUAUAGUCCAUGAAAUAGACGAAGACAGUCCUUUAUAUGAUUUGAGUAAACAGGACAUUGACAACGCAGACUUUGAAAUCGUGGUCAUACUGGAAGGCAUGGUGGAAGCCACUGCCAUGACGACACAGUGCCGUAGCUCUUAUCUGGCAAAUGAAAUCCUGUGGGGCCACCGCUAUGAGCCUGUGCUCUUUGAAGAGAAGCACUACUACAAAGUGGACUAUUCCAGGUUCCACAAAACUUACGAAGUCCCCAACACUCCCCUUUGUAGUGCAAGAGACUUAGCAGAAAAGAAAUAUAUCCUCUCAAAUGCGAAUUCAUUUUGCUAUGAAAAUGAAGUUGCCCUCACAAGCAAAGAGGAAGAUGACAGUGAAAAUGGAGUUCCAGAAAGCACUAGUACGGACACACCCCCUGACAUAGACCUUCACAACCAGGCAAGUGUACCUCUAGAGCCCAGGCCCUUACGGCGAGAGUCGGAGAUAUGACUGACUGAUUCCUUCUCUGGAAUAGUUACUUUACAACAUGGUCUAUUGGUCAGAGGCCCAAAACAGUUAUACAGAUGACGGUACUGGUCAAGAUGGGUCAAGCAAGCGGCCACAAGGGACUGAGGCAAGCACAAUGGUUUCAAAGAAAGACUGUAAGCUCCAUGAUUAGCAUAAAGCACUAACCAUGCCUCCAUUGUGACCCAAUGGCACAUAGAUGUUGUAGAAUAAGUUAUGGGUUUUUAUGUUUUGUUUUGUGUUUUUCCAAAACUUGAACUUGCAGGCAAGCCUUGGUUGGGUAUUUGAUUUAUCCAGAAUGCUUCUCUUUAGGGAACAAGGAUGUUUUUAAUGGCAUAACAAAGGCAAGACUCUGCCUUAAUUUUUGAAAAGCUGCUAACUACAUGAACACAAAUGUGUAUUUUUGUUGCAGUGUAGUUUUCCUUCUGUGUAAUUUUAAAGUCAGUGUUGAACUUGAUUGAAAGCUCAUGAUGCGCUUCAAAGUGGCAAGUAUUUGGCUAUUAACUGCCAAAACAAGAGCCUGAUUUUUUGAGGCCAGUAAUUUGUUUGCUAGAAUUGAUUUUUUUUUCUCUCUCUCUUUGUUACAUAAGGGCAUUAUGUAACACUAGCCAAAUGGUAGCCUCUGGGUUGUUGUUGUUGUUUUUUUUUUCCUCCAUGAUGUUAAUGGGUUAUCUCAAAUUUUAAGUUAAACUACCUAAAAUAAAUACCAAAGAUAAUGCAUAUUUUUGCACAGUGGAGCUUACACUUAAAAGAAAACAAAGCCCCAUGGGCUGCCUUGAAAUCAAGUGACAAUAACUUUGAACCUCAGCAAGACCUUGAACCGCCGGUUCAUUUUGCACCUUAUUCAGAAAAUAGAGCAUCAUACUCACCGAGUCUAGUCAGUGUAGUGCUUUUUAAAAUUUUGUCCUUUCAUGUAACUUUUUUUUUUAUUUUAAGAGGAAGAAAAAGAAAGGGGCAGUAAAAUUCACACACAUACAAUACCAACAUCCAUCCUUUCCUGCUAGGCAGUGCUGGUCAGGCUCAUGUGUAGUGUGCGAGAUGGUGAUGUACUCUUACGUUUUUCUGGGCUUUCCCUUUUGCACAUUCCAAAAUUCAUUUCAUAAGAUAAGAUCUUCAUAGGACCUCCUUGGCAUCCUGGCAUUAUCAAAACUGAGCCAUCCAGCAUGAAAGAUAAAUGGGUUUAAACCCUUGCUGCUGAAAUUGCCUGGACUGUCAGGACAUUGCCAGCCCACCUUCACCUUAGAGGAGAUGCCACACCUGGCCUCCACGCUUGUUCCUCUGAUCAGUCUGUCUGGAGUGAGUCCGACAGUGUCAGAUAGGGCGGCGAAUGCCAAAGGGGGGAAACAGGGAGGUGUGGACUAGCCAAUUUGAUGCAGCACUUCAGAUCAAGUAUUUAGGAGGAAGAGGAAACUUGGCAUUUUUUUAUGGCAGAGGAGAGUAAUGAAAAUGUCUCAGUAUUUUAGGGUCAAAGAGAGUCAUAAAAAUACAACGUAAUGACAAGUAAAGGAGAUAAUGGUCUAAAAAGGCUGUUUCCCUUUUCUGUGUGCAUACUUGUGAUUGAAUGUGAGCUAAGCAUUGUCUCCUGUGGAGCCCUAGAGCAGGUUACUAAGGACGGACACGUUGUUUUCCAGAAGCCUCGCUUGCCUGGCUGACUGCCUUGCUAGAAACUUUUUUUUUUUUUCUCACUGUAGCUCAAUAAUGGAACUCUUUUUUUGUUUUUUGUUUUUUUUUAAUUUAAAAUUCCCUAUUUGUGAAUUCUGGGGUUACUGACUUUUCUUUUUAAUUGGAGUCUCAAAAUCAACUCUCUUAUGGUAUUAUAUCUCUGUAUGCCAUUAAAAAACAGCUUGUUCUAGAAUCACAUAUUUUGUAAACUGAUGUUUGUGAUGGUCUCUGGUUCUUGAACAGCCAUAUCUGAAUGCCGUGCCUGCAAAACUAUGACAAUUUUUGCUGUUUUCAGCCUUCAGAUUUGAUGGCUUUGAAAACUGAGGUGUUAUUUUCAAUGAAACCGAGAAAGAGAUGUUAAGCAAGUGGUUGUUUUAGAUCCAAAUGUUAAGGCAGGUUUGGGAAGGUGUUUAAAGAGUUGGAGGAAUUGGGGAUUGAGUGGACAAGAAAACUUACAGAAGAGGCAACAAUUUGGUUCUUGACAGUGAGAGGAUAUUGAGGGCUUCAGCUGCUGCUAUUAUGACAUUUUGCAAAGGAAAAUAAUCAAACCAAAGAGUAUUCAGUGAUAUGUAAAUUAAAUGAAGAUACAGUGGAGAACGGGGGUGGCCACAAAAGAGGCUCCCCCUAAACACAGAGUGCUGUCACUUUAAAAAGACUUGAGAAAUUUGAAAGGGGGUGGGUAUGGGGGGGGGCAA